This is a messenger RNA of Uranotaenia lowii, 1659 nucleotides long. RefSeq names its product cAMP-dependent protein kinase catalytic subunit 1 (gene Pka-C1). The record is from RefSeq and is a predicted model, not a curated record. The transcript is spliced from 2 exons. Gene Ontology annotation, biological process: peptidyl-serine phosphorylation. Lineage: Eukaryota; Metazoa; Arthropoda; Insecta; Diptera; Culicidae. Gene Ontology annotation, molecular function: cAMP-dependent protein kinase activity; ATP binding. The coding region runs from base 371 to 1432 and encodes 353 amino acids. Gene Ontology annotation, cellular component: nucleus; cAMP-dependent protein kinase complex.
UGGCGUUAUACCAAAGUGAUCAUUGCUGUCCACAGAAGAAUUAGUAGAUAAUUGUGUUUGUGUGUUAAGACUAGAAAUAAGAAAUCGAUAAAACAAUAUUUCAGAUAAGAAAAAUAUAACCUGAUGACAAAGUUGACUAUUGAUACGUUCAGUUAAUGCCACGAAAAUUGAGUUUAACAAUGAUUGUUCUCGGGGAAACAUAGAUAAGACUUUUCACCAUUAUUUUUUCUGGAGAAAAGGUCAACCUUACAUGGCGGAGCAGUAAGAGUUUAAAGGAAAAAUUUAUGUAACCUGUCGGAAAAAGAACUCACAUUGGCGCACUAUAUCGCGAGUGAUCAGAAAUAAUAUUUGCAAAGUGGAGAUCAUAAGUAUGGGGAACAACGCAACAUCUACAAACAAAAAGGUUGAUGCAGCUGAAAGUGUAAAAGAGUUCUUGGAUCAAGCAAAAGAAGAUUUUGAAGAAAAAUGGAAGCGGAAUCCAACAAAUACUGCAGCCUUGGACGACUUCGAGCGUAUCAAAACACUUGGUACUGGCUCUUUUGGCAGAGUCAUGAUAGUACAACAUAAAUCAACUAAAGAUUACUAUGCCAUGAAGAUUUUGGACAAGCAAAAGGUCGUUAAGCUUAAGCAGGUGGAACAUACGCUCAACGAGAAAAGAAUAUUACAAGCAAUUUCGUUUCCAUUUUUGGUUAGUUUGAAGUUCCACUUUAAGGACAACUCUAAUCUUUACAUGGUGUUGGAAUAUGUUCCUGGAGGAGAAAUGUUUUCACAUCUACGCAAAGUGGGAAGAUUUUCGGAGCCUCAUUCCAGAUUCUACGCAGCGCAGAUAGUCCUGGCAUUUGAGUACUUACAUUACUUAGAUUUAAUAUACCGUGAUUUGAAACCUGAAAAUCUUUUGAUCGACUCUCAAGGGUACUUGAAAGUUACUGACUUUGGCUUCGCAAAACGCGUUAAAGGCAGAACAUGGACUCUGUGUGGAACCCCGGAGUACUUGGCUCCAGAAAUUAUUUUGAGCAAAGGAUAUAAUAAAGCUGUCGACUGGUGGGCAUUAGGAGUUUUAGUCUAUGAAAUGGCUGCUGGAUAUCCACCGUUCUUCGCAGAUCAACCGAUACAGAUUUAUGAAAAGAUUGUAUCGGGAAAAGUACGAUUCCCUUCCCAUUUCGGUUCAGAGCUGAAGGAUCUUCUGAGAAAUCUUCUCCAAGUGGAUCUUACAAAGCGUUAUGGUAACUUGAAAGCUGGCGUAAAUGAUAUAAAGGGUCACAGAUGGUUUGCAUCAACUGAUUGGAUUGCUGUUUUCCAAAAGAAGAUUGAGGCACCUUUCAUUCCACGCUGUAAAGGGCCUGGUGAUACUAGCAACUUUGAUGAUUAUGAAGAAGAAGCACUAAGGAUCUCGAGUACCGAAAAAUGUGCGAAGGAAUUUGCCGAAUUCUAAGCAGAUAAAGAGUCGUGUUGAUGAAGAUGCAAUCAUAUAAAUUCAGAUUUUAAUUGAACCGAAACACGUCACCAAAUUCUCAAAUUAAGAAUGAUUAGAAAUGACCAACAAAUUAGAGCCAAUAUCGUCAUAAUGCUGAUUGUUCCGCUCCAGUACAAAACUAAUAUUCGUCGUUAGUAUUGUUAUGGAAAUAAAACAUCAAUACGCUGCUGUUGCCAUGUUUGAAA